CGGCGGGACGCGCCGCCUGCAAGAUGUCGCUGCCCCGGACCCUUCUCGCGGGGCUGCUGUGCUGCAGUGUCCUGCUGUCCCAGGCCUCCGGCUACGUGCUCGUGAGCUCCGUGUCCUGGGCGGUCACCAACGAGGUGGACGAGGAGCUGGACAGCGCGUCCACGGAGGAGGCGCUGCCCGCGCUGCUGGCGGACUCGGGCAGCAUCUGGCAGCAGAGCUUCCCCGCCUCGGCGCACAAGGACGACGCGCACCUGCGCCCGCGGGCCGGGGCUGCCCGGGCCCGGCCGCCGCCCGCGCCGCGAGGCAUGUUCUCCUACCGGCGCGAGAGCGGCCCCGCGGCCCGCUCGGGCCCCGAACCCGGGCUGCGCGCCCGCGCCGCCCGCUCGCUGGCCCACGCCGGCGCCUGGGGCUGCCUGGCCACCGUGUCCGCCCGCGACCAGAUACAAGGACUGCCCUUUGGGAGCUGCCUGGCUUUCAGCGAUGGCCCCUUCCACAACAGCACAGGUACUCCUUUCUUCUAUAUGACAGCCAAGGACCCUGUGGUAGCCGACCUGGUGAAGAACCCCAUGGCCUCGCUGAUGUUGCCGGAAUCGGAAGGAGACUUUUGCAGAAAAAAUAUUGUUGAUCCAGAAGAUCCCCGAUGUGCGAGGCUAACACUCACUGGUCGAAUGGUCACAGUGCCUCCAGAAGAAGUAGAAUUUGCCAAGCAAGCCAUGUUUUCAAGGCACCCAGGGAUGCGGAAGUGGCCUCGCCAGUAUGAAUGGUUCUUCAUGAAGAUGAGGAUAGAACACGUCUGGCUUCAGAAAUGGUAUGGCGGCUUAUCUGACAUUUCGAGGGAGGAAUAUUUCAAAGCAUCUCCUGGAAAGGCCUGAUGGAGUACCAAGAAAAUCUUCAUUGUUUACAUAAAAAUGAAAACUUCUAAGUGAUGGAGCCAGACAGUUCCUGGCUGCUGUCUCUUUGUUGAAGGGUUCCUAGCUGCCCAGUCAUUCUGCUUCAGAAGGAGAGCGGGUAAACAGGGAACCUUGUACUAGAUCUGAGAUUCAAGUGGUGUCUUGCAGAGCCUCCAUCCACACAAGUACUUCACAUAGCUAGUUUUUGUUUAUGUCGUAUCCAAUCUGGAUGCACAUAUUUGGAAGUCAUGGUUGUCAAACAAGAUCAUGGGUUGCUGUUCCAUUCUUUAAGAAAACAAAAUUGUGCCUGUACCUACAGUGUGGUUGCUUUGUAUUGUGCAAAUAGUUUGUUGCUUGCUGUGCCAAAAGCAAUGCCUUGGAUCUAAGCGCAUCACAACCAUAAAAGAGCUGAACAUGCAACACACGGCCAUGAUUAUGUGUGCAGGGUGAGGGCGGAGGACCUUUUGUCUGACUCAGUAUUGAGUCACAUUUGCUAGAAUACAUUGGUCACUUGUGGAGUGUAUUUCCCCACUGUAACAUGACAGGCUAGUAAGAACAUGCAGAGUUGUGUGCACAGGCCUGUUCUGUGUAAACAGCCACAGCAGGCUAUUAAAGAGACGGGGUUACAAUCCAAAACAAAUACCUGCUUCCACAGUGUGUGGGAAGGGAAUGGAAAAGUGAAGGCAAAAUGUAAGAGUAGGAAAGCAGUCAGCAACCGAGGGUCUACUCUGUGCCGUUUCCAAGCCAGAAGUCACCUCACUUAAGACCUAUAACCAGUAAGAUAUGUCAUCAUUGGCCCUUUCCGACAAGAAAACUGAGGCUCAGAGAGGGCCAGACAGUAUCUCAAGAUCAGACUCAUAAACCCACUGCACACAAUGGAUGAGGUAUUAACAUCCAAACUCCAGUUGAAGAGUUACUGAAAUGCUGGUAACCAUUGAGGACUAACAUUCCAGGACACCCUUUGUCACUUUGGGGGGCUCUGAAGUUGGAUUCUAAACUGCACAUUUCAAAUUGUUUAAAAAUUAUUUACAAGAGUUCUUGAUGUUUGAAAGACACUAGGCUGAAACUGUGUACAUACUUAAGGUAUAAAUGGACCAAAGUGUAUAUAACUGAGGCCUCUUAUCAUUGAAGUCUGCUAAGGAUCUAAUAGUAUCCAAAUUAUCUAUCUUUUCAUAACAACUAUAAACUCUAUAAACUUUGGUGAAUUAGGUAUGUGUAUUACACAAAACACAUCACUAUCUGUAGAAAAAUAUACAUUCUUAAAUAAGUAAAAAUAUUAAUGGUUAUAUUUUUGUUUGAAAAAAUAAGAUAUGAAGAGAGUUUACAUUGUCAAAAUUUAUUUAAGUGCCUAUUACUAAAAACCUAGUAAAAUGCACAUUAUUAUUUUAUUUUUCAUAAGCCAUUUCACAAACAGUUGCUAACAAUGGCAAUUUCUAACACAUAAGGAUAGGGUAGGCCAGGUGUGGUAGCACUCACCUUUAAUCCCAGCACUCAGGAGGCAGAGGUACGAGAAUCACCAUGAGUUCAAGGCCACCCUGAGACUACAUAGUGAAUUCCAGGUCAGCCUGAGCUAAAAUGAAACCCUACCUUGAAAAAUGAAAGAGAGAGAAAGAAUAUGGUAGAAUUUUGGAUGGUUAUUUGUAUGAAAGAGGGGGAAACUAGAAGAACAAACCACAUGUUAAAGGGUGCUCUAUAAGCCAGCCUUGAAUCUUAACUCUUUUAGUAUCACUGCCUCCCAGUCCUCUCUUACCAUCAACUUAAUCUGUGUCUGCUUGUGUAAUCAUUUCCUAUUUAGCACCUUAAGGGGCCCUUAUGCUUCAAAGGGCUUUGAAGACUGGGUUUCACUUAUAAACACUCCUGAGUACUCCCAGCUAGUUAUCAAAAUUAUAGGAAAUGAAAUCUGAAAAGGCUGGACUUUGUUGAAAAGUCAUCAUUGAGCCUUAUGGGCCCUAUUCAGACACAUCUGUUUCAGCAAAUCUCCAGAAAUCUAUAUUGAUUAAGAAUUUAGAAUUGCCAAGCAUGUGUCACAUGUCUUUAAUCCCAGCACUUGGGAGGCCAAGGUAGGAGGACUACUGUAAGUUCAAGGCUAUUCUGAGACUACAUAGUGAAUUCCAGGUCAGUCUAGGCUGGAGU
Messenger RNA from Jaculus jaculus (lesser Egyptian jerboa), 3023 nucleotides. RefSeq names its product cellular repressor of E1A stimulated genes 2 (gene Creg2). The transcript has 4 exons. The record is from RefSeq and is a predicted model, not a curated record. The coding region runs from base 24 to 872 and encodes 282 amino acids. Lineage: Eukaryota; Metazoa; Chordata; Mammalia; Rodentia; Dipodidae.